GGGGAGGGGAGAAACCGACGAGGCGGCGAGAAGCGUGAAGAAGGGAGCCAGUUGGGAGAACACGGGAGAAAUAGCUAGAGCCUAGUGGCCGCCAUGUUUUUUACCAACUGGGGUGUGUGAGAGACACGGCCGGGGUGAAAAUCAUCUCUCAGGACAUGCAGUGUCAACAUGGGAAGGAAUCAAUACUUAUCCUUCACUGAGACCUGCCAUCCUUGCAGCAACAGGACGCCCACCACCCACCUAUUUAAAGAAAAUAAUCACCAAUACUAAUAAGCCACAAAUCAAACUCAAAGCAAUAUUGCAACUAACAUAACUAAAAGAAAUAGCCGAACUGACAUAACUUAAGCAAAAUAAUUCAUCGGACACAUGAAAACUUAACACUGAAACGACGGGGUGGUGGUUUUGACAAAGUCAAUAUCCAAAAUCUAAAGGAAAGCAAUCAGAAAUAGAGAAAAGAACAGAUCAGUAAGAUCUCGCCUCUAAAGUGACAAUGUCUAUGAAAUGAGCUGAAAUGAUGACUGGUAAAUGGAUGGUAAUUAGGAGAGAGGAUGAUCACCCCGGAAGCAGCAGGGUUUGCUGGAGCUCGGGUUGGAGAGGGAUCUAUCACGAAGGAAUGAGGCACCCUGCACUGCACCUGGCUGGGAUCGUGGCAUCCCCCAGCGGAGGUGGGGGUGGGAUAUUUGGCACAGGGGCUGAAGAGGAAUUGAGAAAGUGGCUGGAGGUGCGACUAGAUGCUUUGGGGAUUGACCCUGUAGCCUAUUCGCGUUUCGUUCUCAGCCUACUACGACGUCCCGACUCUGUCUUCAGUCCUUGUGACAAGCCAGGAGCUUUUGCAAAAAGUGGCUGCCGUCAAUACAGAGCUCCCACGAGACCUCCACCAACCACUGACAGAGAACAGAAACGCGCCGUCAUUCAGUGCCUUGUCAGUGCUGCAGAUCAGAAGUGUGGAGUUGAGUCACUGGUGGAUGAGCUCUGUCUAAGGCUGAGGGAACUGGAGGGAGGAGAUUCAAAUGAUAAAAAAGAUGAUCGCGAAACGUUAGAUGGAGAACCAAAGAUGGCGUUAGAGUCACUAACCCCUCGAGAUAGAGCCCUCAGAUAUUACGCAGCAUUCCCAGCUCUACAACCUGCCACCCCCAAAAAAUUUAUUCAUAAAAAGGACCGGAUUUCCAUAAACAAUAACAACGCCAACAACUGUAGCAACAUCAAUAACAAGGCACGCAGUAACAAGAAGACCAAAAUGUCCAUAGCUAUGGAAUCGGGGAAAUCAGAAGAAAAAGAUACAAGUUACGGGUUUGCAAAGUCAAUGGAAAAAGAAAGGGACAGCGAAAGAGAACUGGAAUUGGAUCAAUUGCGUCUGGCACAACUUCAGGCAAAGUUUGAUCAAAGCCUUGAAGCGCUUUGGGAUUCAGGUCCAGGAAAUGCUCAGGAUACAGCCUCAAUUUGGGCAGCUCCCUCUCUUUCCAUUCCUUCAGGACCUCUCUGGCCUAGCGAUCCAAACGAAGCACCAUUUCUUCUGCCAUUAGGAAACAAUGGUGGCAGCGUUAUGGAUACACCUUAUCAGGAAUCCAUUAUUGACGACUCUCCGCUUAUUCCAUGGGACAUUGACUUGAUUGAUGUUGGAGACUAUGAAGACGAACCUAGCAAUAAAGAUAAGACAGAGUACAACGUAAACUGGUCAAAUUCUAUUGCGGAAGGACCUUGGGCCUGGCGUGAACUAGGUGGAAGUCUUGCCACUUUGGGCCACAGCUCAGAGGCAGGUAGCUGUUUCAUGCCGGUCAGACCAUGCAAGACACCCGUAAAAACUGGGGAGGAAAUACGUCCGAGCCAUGAAGUCGUCAGUCUUCAAGAACCGGACGAGGAUUUGCUGACUUCGGCUCGAACUCAUUUUCGACCGAUUAAAGAAGAUGGGCACUGGGCUGAUGGGACUACUUUCCCCGUUAAUAACAGUAUUGAGAGGGUCGCUUACCGUCGCUCAGAUUCGGGACACAUACUCUACCUUCCAGGUAGUGAAAGCCCAUACAUGGAAUAUCGCGAAAGGACCUCCUCAUCCUCGGCUACUAGACCAGCCACGUUGACGUUGAAGUUUCGUGUACGACAAUGUGAUAAAUGUGUACAAACCGAACCAGUACGCUCACCGGCGAAGCGGAGGAUUAUCUCGAACACGGAUCACUUUUGUUAUCCCGCUAAUAGGGAUGAAGAGAGCGAUAUCGUUAAGGUACCGGAAACGACACAAAUAGAAAAGCAUUGUUUCACAUUUGAUCAGUUGGAAUGGAUUCAACAGCGAUUACCUUUACAUAACGACAGAAAAAGAAGGCACAGCAGCAGCUUGAGAUGUCGACCAUUAGCGACACUGCGACCUCUCACGCUUUAAGGACGAUGUCGUCAAUGAUGAUGAUAAAGAUCAAGAUAAAAAUACAGAUAAAUAAUUGUGAAAUCUUGUUAGGGAUUAUGGUGAUUUAGCGAAGUAUUUGAAGUAAUCGUAAAAUUUCGAGGGGGUGCCCUUGGCAUGUGGAAUUUGUUAUGCAUGAACGCAAGGUGACACGUCUCGCCCCCUCCUAAAAGACCACAAUCGACUACAGAUGAUUCCAACUACACGAGUAAGAGUAAUUAUUCAAACAGUUCGUUAUUAUUACCCCUUUGAUGAGAAUACGGGAGGUGGUGAAGUAAUUCAAAAAUCAGAGGUAGAAGAGGAAAAUUAAAACUUAAAAAAAAAUCAAUAAAAAAAAAGAGCAAAAAAAUGUAUACCCACCUUUGUUAAGGCGAGAGGAUUGAAAUUAGUAGAGGUAAUUUCGGUUUAUUUAACUCGUUGACUUUGGUAGUAAUUGCGGAAAGAUUUUUCCAAUAUUAUUCUACAGUAUCUUAUCGACUUUUAUCAUUCGUUAGUAAAAACGAAUCAAGAUUAUUUUCAUUUGGCGAAUAGAGCGCUGAGCAUAAGAAGCGCUUAGAUUCAAUUAUAUAUUAUACGCAUAUAAAGUUUGUAAAACCAAGAGAAGUGAAAAAAAUUAUUAAAAAAAAAACUAAAAAAAUUAAAAUAAACAACAAAAAUAAUAAAUCAAAAACAAAUAACAUUAAAGUUGAAGAAUUGAAUAACGCCGUGCACGACGACUUCUGUAAACGUCGUUUUCUGAAAAUGCUGUUCUAUUAUCUUGUUGUUUUCCCUUUAUUAUUAAUUAUUAUGUUAAUCAUUAUUUCUAAUUAUAAUUUAACUCUGUAGAAGAUUAACCACUUGUAAUCCACACUCCUGAUCCCCCUCCACAUCUUCCAUUUCCUGAGAUCUAAGAGAAAGAACGAAAAAAGCAGCGACUAUGUUGAAAUGAUAUGAGAAAACGGAGACGAAAAAUGAACGAAUGGUUCAACGCAAUUAGCACUAACCAUACCUCAGUUGAAGAGAAUCUGAAAAAGAAGAAUGUAUAAAAAUUUGCACAAAUCGGAUAAGUAUCCGAAACAAUAUGCAGAAUGGUAAUACAUAAAAAUACCUACUAACGUAAUUCAUAAACGACGGAGAUGUGCAUGCGACUGAAGUCUAUCGAAUGAAGGAUCAAACAAUGAUAGACGCGUUCUCUUCCCAAGAAAAAUUAAUUAUAAAAAUCGUACGAGAAUUAAAGAAGAAAAUCCAUUUACACAAAUGUAUUGAAUGAGGAUCGAUGUAACUAGCUGGGAGUAACCAAUUAAAAGCAUUGCAGACA
This is a messenger RNA of Neodiprion fabricii, 3686 nucleotides long. RefSeq lists its product as uncharacterized. The coding region runs from base 512 to 2371 and encodes 619 amino acids. The transcript is spliced from 7 exons. Lineage: Eukaryota; Metazoa; Arthropoda; Insecta; Hymenoptera; Diprionidae. The record is from RefSeq and is a predicted model, not a curated record.